UUGUUAUCUUUUUAAUGAAGGUCCAUGUUAACUGAAGUCUGUGUUUUGGUUGAUGUAUUAAAUAUUGCAAAAGAGAAACGUUAUAUGGUCAUUGAUCCAGUUCAUCAAGAAGCACCAGAUCCUAAACCUAUGGUAGUUCUUCUUCAGAAAAAGAAAGCUCUUGCAAAUGCUGCUGCAAUAAUAUUGCGUGGUGCUGAAAGACUGAGAGAUUCACAGUGUGAAAGUGCUAGAAAUAGGACAGCGCCUGAUUUCCAUCUGGAAUUGCUGCACAUGAGACAGUCAUGGAGAUUAAAAAAAGUUGGCAAUAGUAUAUUAGGAGACCUUAGCUAUCGCAGUGCUGGUUCAAGAUACUGGCAGUCUGGUAUAUUUGAAGUCAGUAAAAAUGAAGUUCCAGAGACUCCAGCUCCUUCACCUAACAACAUGCCAGUUCGAAAUAAUGCCAUAAAAGUGACAUUACCUAAUGAAUUGGAAGGUGUCAGUUAUAUUCAAGUAUCUAUUCAAAAUGAUACUGAAACCAUAGCAAGUGGAGAACUGUCCAUUCCACUGCCACAUGGUGCUCUUGCACAAGCUGAAACCCACUGGCAACAGAAACUUGAAGCUGCACAGAAUGUUUUAUUUUGCAAAGAGUUGUUUUCUCAAUUAGCCAGUGAAGCUGUACAGAUGCAGUCUAGUAUUCCUAAUCUUGUAGUAGGAAACCAGAUAACAACUUCACUUUUUCCUGGUGUUCAACUAAGCAUUGGUUUGUGCCAUAGUACAAUUCAGGAUAGAAUUAAAAAUUCUCCAGGUGCACAUAGCAAUGAGCAUAAACCUGUUCUUGAACAUUCAUUGCACCAGUUAUUACGAGAACUGCAUUAUAAUGCAAUUCAUCAUCCAAUGCCACACCCUGUCACUUCGGCAUUAGGAAUCAGCAAACGACGAAGAUUAGCUGGACCUCAGGCUUCAGACUUGGAAACCAUACGGAGAUCUGUUGAUUAUGAAAGUCUUCUUGAGCAAAUUAUAAAGCAGACACGACAUGUGGUUUUAAGACUGAGAACUAUGUAUAUGAUUGACACCUUUGCUUGUGAAAUAAAAGAUCCAUUAAUAGUUGCACAUUGGGCAUGUUUGAAUAGUCCUACAUUAAGUAGUGUUAAAAUAAACAUAAUGACACAUGGAUAUGAAACAAUCUGCAGGACUCCACUUGUGAUACAUGUUGAAGAGAAAAGCCUAAAAGCAAUUUGUAGAGAUGGACGCACAAUGGCAUUAUCAUACGAAGCUCAAGAACUUAGAUAUCUUCUGAUGUGCCAGGUGUCACAACAUCAAGUAAAUGCAGCACAGGCACUUGCCAAGUUAAUGGGAUGGAAGGUAUUGUCAACAUGCAAUAACUUAGGUGUAGGAGUUGUAGAACCCAUAGGAAAUGCAUCAUCUGUAUUAAUGGCAUCUCCAACUGGUGACAGGGUAAUAGCUGUAAGAUGUGGGCCGAAAACAGGUGUGCAUGUAAGUGUUUCAUAUUCUCCUCAACAGCCAGACUUCUAUCCCAGUACCUUGGUUCGUGACAGAAAGUGGCAAAACUUAGCUGGAAGUUUUAGGGAAGUAUUAUGGGAAAAAAUGGAAGGCAGAAAUUUUAUGAAUAAGUUGGAGCAUUUAAUGGCUAGUCUAACUCCAUGCUGAUUUGUAUAUGUAUCAUGUAUUUAAUAUUUCAUUGUGCAUUUUCAUGGUAAAUAAGUUUGUUUUCCAACAUUUUUAUUUAUAUGUUUUAAAUAAUGUAUAUUUGAAAAUAAUAAAAUGUAAAAACUUCA
This is a messenger RNA of Stegodyphus dumicola, 1775 nucleotides long. It is a transcript of the gene MED17, whose product is annotated as mediator complex subunit 17. Gene Ontology annotation, biological process: regulation of transcription by RNA polymerase II. Gene Ontology annotation, cellular component: mediator complex; core mediator complex. NCBI's taxonomy places the organism in Eukaryota, Metazoa, Arthropoda, Arachnida, Araneae, Eresidae. Gene Ontology annotation, molecular function: transcription coregulator activity. The record is from RefSeq and is a predicted model, not a curated record.